AUGCCUACCACCCAGGUAACCCCUACAGCGGAUGUUCUUCUGCAAGGGAUCGCCGACUCUCUUUUCAAAGCACGAAAGGUUGUGGUCAUUACUGGCGCAGGCAUCAGUACCAAUUCGGGCAUUCCUGACUUCCGGAGCGAAAAUGGACUCUACUCCUUGAUUCAGGCCCAGUUCGAUGCCGCAAAUCGGGUGGAUGUUGUCGAACCGAGGAAUUUUGGCUCAGCGGAUGCCAGUCGCGAAGAACAGGAACCACCGACGAAACGGAGGAGACUUUCUUUUGAGGAUUCGGGCAUUUGUCUAAUUGAUGACUCGCACGAUUCACGGGUCACAGGGAAUCAUGCAUCCGCUUUGCAAGGCUCCGACUCAAAUACGGCAAGGUCUACUGGGCCCAUCACUAGGGCGAGAUCGAGGGAAUCAACCGUCGAUGCCGGGAGUGCCUGCCCAAGUACCAGUACCAAUGAUGCAUCCCUUCCGGGUGAUAGAACCAGCUUGAGGAGAUCUUCGAGGGAGAGCGCGAGAGCUCAGUCUUCACCCCCGGACAAGGGCCAUCGGAAAGACCUGGCCACCGGCAGAAAUCUAGGCUCUGUGGAAGCCCACAACAACCAAACACCCAGCGACAGAGCUACCCGCAGCUAUUUGAGGAGGAGGGGACGGUCUGCAAGCCCAUGUGCCCAGAGAGCCAACGCUUAUCAGGCGAGCUCUGCUGAGAUGCGCAAGAGGUCUCUGCUGACAUCUACCAUCGCCUCUGUGCAAGGGUCAGGAAUCAUUGAAACCGUCAGCUCGACUUCAACUCCCGCCGUGCCGAGGGCCACGUUCACCAAGGAAGGUGAGCAGUUAGAGGAGAGGAAAUCCGUUCAUGUUACGCCAAAGACCUCGAGAUUCUUCUUCAGCUCUUCCCCUCUGUCAUCACCACCUAGCGCAUUCCCGCAAACGCCUAGUUUUUUGAGAGACACAAGCCGCUUCACAAGAUCGACUCUACGACAGCAGCCAAUGGGCUUCAGUUCCUCGCCAUUAUCAUCGCCUCCGCCAGUCUUGUUCGACCCUUUUGAAGAGUCUUCAUCGUCAACUAGUAGGCAGACAUCGAGUGCGGCCAGCAGCGCUGCAUCUUCGGAAACCGACGAAACGCCACCGUCCUCACAGCCUAGCAAGUCGACUUUACCCAACAUCAAAGGCAGAGAUCUAUUCGAUGCCUCAAUAUGGGCGGAUCCCUUGAGAACUUCGGUAUUUUACACUUUCGCCACUACGCUUCGAGAGAAGGUCAAAGAAGUUGUGCCGACAGAGUCUCAUCACUUCAUCGGCCAUCUACGCAACCGUGGGAAGUUAGUCCGAUGCUACACGCAAAAUAUUGAUCAGAUUGAGGAGAAGGUUGGGCUUUCCACCUCGCUGCAGGACGGACCGGGGCAUCGGGGCCGCUUCUCGAGGAAAUCCGUCGGGGCUGUCUUGGCUACGGCGGCAACGGGGAGUUCUAUAGGAGAGUCUGUCUCCGCAACACCAGAAACUAGUGAUGCGAAAGAUUUGGAUGAACCAAAAGCGCCCGAUGGUGGCGGAGCCGGCGAGUCGGCCGAAGCGACCCAGGCAGCCGAGUCACAGGUUCAGCAGCACGCUGAGAAGAAGUCGAAUGGUGUGGAAUGUGUUUUCUUGCACGGAUCACUGGAGUCUCUUAGGUGUUUCCUGUGCGGGAAGAUUUGCGAUUGGGAUGAAGACGACAGAUCGCACGAGACUCUCUCGGGGCGACAACCUGAGUGCCCAUACUGUGCUGGAGCAACAGCUGCACGGCAGGAGAGGGGCAAGAGAGCGUUAGGUGUGGGCAAGCUGAGACCAGACAUCGUACUCUAUGGCGAAGAGCACCCGAACGCCCAUCUCAUUUCACCCAUCAUCACCCAUGACCUGGGACUGUCCCCGGACCUCCUCCUCAUUCUCGGCACGUCACUGAAAGUCCAUGGCCUGAAGGUCCUUGUCAGGGAGUUCGCCAAGACCAUCCACAGCAGGGGCGGCAAAGUUGUCUUUGUCAACUUCACGAAGCCCCCAGAGAGUUCAUGGGGGGAUAUUAUCGACUACUGGGUGCAAUGGGACUGCGACGCGUGGGUUGCCAACCUGAAGGAGAGAGUCCCCUUGCUCUGGCUGCCGCCCGGUACAAAGUUGCCCAAGAAGAAGAAGGAGAGUAGCGAAAAGACGAAGAAACGUCAGAGCUCUAUGGAAGAUAAGCCGAAGAUGGAUUCUGUGAAGCCAUCAGCAAAGCCACCCGCGAAACCAUCUACAGAUUUGCCCACAGCUUUAUCGACAGAGUUGCCGCACGACUCGCAACCAGAGACGACAACUAAACCAGAGAAGCCUUGCAAAGCUCCGAAGCUAGACAAGGUAGUAAAGACCGAGCCUUUAACGAUGCCACUGGAGGUCGCUGCUCCUCCCAAAUCUGUACCUCAAAGGCCAAUGGCAGUCCGUGACGACAGGACGAGCGCUGCUUGGGUGACAUGGAAGGUGAUGGUGGAACUUCGCCGUAUCGUGGGCAGCAUAGCCCCGACGCCAUCGACAUCCCCAAAGGCCCUCCGUGUCGAAAAGCCAAAGACGAGGCGAUCGAGAAAGUCUGCACCGGCUGCUCUAUCACGGCCAGCUCCUCCUGCUCUUUCAGACCAAACAGAGAAGAGCUUCCAGCUAAGACCAACAAUGGCCCAGGUGGGGCAGCAGGAGCCCGACCAGACGGAGUUGGCUCCAAACGAGGGUGCCGGUGCGCAGGUGACCAUGCCAGACGCAGCGGAAAGCUCGAUAUUUGCUGCUGUCAAACUCAAUCCUCGGAUGCGGAAACGAAAGACGAUUGACGGCGAAGAGAUUUUCGUGCCCGGCAUGCCACGGCCAGUCGUUUCUAAAGCACUCCCACGGCCGACCCCACGAAAGAUGAAGGCACCACACGCCAAGGAGAGGCCGGUCAUUGUGUCGCCCAAGAUUCUCUCUGAUAUUCAGCGUCCAUCUAUGGAGUCGCUCAAGUUGCCACCACUUCAAAUGACGAAGGCGCCCGCCGCCACGUCAUCAAAGCCUCAGCCUUUGGAGCCUCUUAGUUCCCCCACGGGUCCUCUGACAGCCAUCUCGUCUAACACGCAGACUCGGAUCGACACUCGCAUGGCGAAUCCUUUCUUUCUGUCGGAUCCCCUCUUGUUACGGCUAAUCCAGGCCCCCGACUGGACCCCUCCUCAAACUCACGGUUUCAAGCCCACCAAAGUCGAAAAAAAAUCCACCAAGGAUGCAGACGCCGCCAUGGCGUUGCAGGAUCUCAAGCAAGGAUAG
Messenger RNA from Colletotrichum phormii, 3279 nucleotides. RefSeq lists its product as uncharacterized. The transcript has 2 exons. Gene Ontology annotation, molecular function: histone deacetylase activity, NAD-dependent; NAD+ binding. Gene Ontology annotation, biological process: replication-born double-strand break repair via sister chromatid exchange; pericentric heterochromatin formation; negative regulation of transcription by RNA polymerase II. Gene Ontology annotation, cellular component: mating-type region heterochromatin; nucleus. Lineage: Eukaryota; Fungi; Ascomycota; Sordariomycetes; Glomerellales; Glomerellaceae. The record is from RefSeq and is a predicted model, not a curated record. The coding region runs from base 1 to 3279 and encodes 1092 amino acids.